Messenger RNA from Adineta ricciae, 375 nucleotides. The record is from the annotation of a GenBank genome assembly. NCBI's taxonomy places the organism in Eukaryota, Metazoa, Rotifera, Eurotatoria, Adinetida, Adinetidae.
AUGUAUGAUGACAUUUCAAGUGAAUUUGGCAGUAUUAUACCACAAACAGGUAUGGUAACUUUAGUGGCUGCCGAUGAUCGACAAUUAUCGGUACGUAUGAAGACUCAGACAACAACAUCAGUUCCACAAUGCAAUACAACAGCACGCCGUAUGCAAAUUCAAAGUUAUAUUGCACAGAACUGGACCUCGAGCAGUACAGAUUGCACCGGAAAUCCAUACACCGGCAAUUUUAAAUUUUGUCAAAAAGCGUGCUUGAAAGAUAUUACAUGCGUCGGCUUUACUAGAGCUAAAAGCGCUUCAGAUAGCAACUCCAAUGCCGCAUGUUAUUUGAAAAAGAACAUUACGGGGGCUGGUGUUUACAAUAGUGCCACAUAG